GAAUCUUGGGAAACGACGACGGAACACAUGGACGUUUCAACAACAGAACUGAAUCCAAACUUUUGACUAUUCUGAUAAGAACAAGCAAAAGGACCCCACACAUAAAAUGGGCAAGUCUAAGAAAAACAAGAGAAACUUAUCGGACAAAGUGCAGCGAGGGAAAACUGUUCAAGAAGUUAAGAAUAAUCCAUUUGAGAUUCGUCUGAAUCGUCAGAAACAUCACAUCCUUGGGAAGAAGAUCAGCAAACAUGAUAAAGGACUACCAGGAGUGUCGAGGUCAAAGGCCAACCAAAAGCGAAAGGACACACUCCUCAAGGAAUAUCAACAAAGAAACAAAACCAAUAAAUUUAUUGAUAAGCGAUUUGGAGAGAAUGACCCAACACUCAGCGUUGAGGAAAAGAUGAUGCAGAGGUUUGCUGUUGAGAGACAGAGAGGUCAUGAAAGAGAGUCUGCCUAUCAGCUCAAUGAGGAUGAAGACUUGACUCAUUACGGCCAGUCACUCGCUGAUAUCGAGAAGUUUGAAGAUACAGAAUUCAUGAGUGAUGACGAGGAUCAAGAUUGCAAUUUGGGAGCCAAAUACGUUGCUGAUGAGCACUUUGGAGGAUUCUUAUUAAAGAAGAAAACAGAUGAUAAGAAAGAAGAGGAUUCUAAACCAAAGUCACGUCAGGAAAUUCUAGAUGAAGUAAUCGCCAAUUCCAAGAAAAGCAAGUAUGAGCGUCAGCAUCAGAAAGAAGAUAUGCUGAAUCUGACAGAAAAACUGGAUGAAGACUGGAAGACUGUGGCUAGUCUAAUUGGCUCCAAUAAGAUACUACGUACUAGUCAGCGUGAUAAAUCCACCCCAGAGGUUCGACCUAAAGCAGAUGAUUAUGACAUUGCUGUUAGAGAACUGAUGUUUGACAUGAAAGCAAAGGCAACAGAUAGAUUGAAGACACCGGAGGAGAUUGCCAAAGAUGAGAAGGAAAGACUGGAUAAACUUGAGCAAGACAGACAACAAAGAAUGCUUGGAAUUACACCGGAAGACCAAGAAGAAGCAAGAAAGAAUACGCAUCAAUCUGCGGAUGAUCUUAAUGAUGGGUAUGCCUUGACUAUUGGUAACAGAGCGCCAAUAAGCUACAAAGACGGCAAGCUACUUCAAUCAAACAAACUUGGUGUCAAGGCUGUAGAAGCUACAGAUGAAGACAUCGAGGAAGAAGAAAGUGCAGAUGAAGAAGAAGAAGAAGACGAAGAAGUUGAAGAUGCAGAGGAGGAGGAGGAAGGAGAUGAAGAGGAGGAGGAGGAGGAUAAUCAUUCUGAUUUAGAAUCGGACAGCUCUGAAAGUGAAGAAGAAUCACCAAGAACUGAAGAGAGCUCUACAAGGAUACCAUUCAUGGAAAAAGAAACCAGAGAAGCUCUCAAGAGAAACGCUAAAGCAGAGCUUCCUUACACCUUCAAAGCACCUGAGAACCAUGAGGAGUUUUUCAACAUGAUGGGUGGUCAAUCCGACAGCAAUCAACUUCUUAUUAUCGGAAGAAUACGAACCUGUCAUCAUCCAAGCUUAGCGGAAGGAAAUAAAGACAAACUGGAUACUCUCUUGACGAUAUUAUUGCGGUAUUUUGGUGAUGUCUUACGUCAGAAGAAGAUGCCAGGGAUAGAGUAUUUGGAUGGACUCACAAAACACAUCUAUGAACUUGCCCAGCAAUCAUCACUUCAUGCUGGGCUGAGUAUGCAAGCUUUAAUUCAGGAGCAUUAUGAGAGAUUCAAUGAAAUGGCUAACGCAAGAGGUCGAGGCGUCUUCCCACAAGUUGAGACGCUGAUGUACUUCCAGUUAGUGAGUUUACUUUUUUCAACGUCUGAUUUUCGGCAUGGAGUGGUGACGCCAACGAUGCUAUUUAUGGGUCAGAUCUUGACACAGUGUCCGGUUCGUUCAUCCAAAGAUGUUGUCUCUAGUCUGUUCAUCUGCAAUGUGUUUCUCAAGUAUGUGAGAUUAUCCAAGAGGUUUGUUCCAGAAGUCAUCAACUACUUACAAGGAAUUUUGUUCCUUGCCUCCAAGAAGGAGGCGGGUCAACUCUAUAAUGUCAUCCCACCCUUCAAGCCGAUUGGUCGUAAUAUUAACAUACUGAGAUUACAGUCAACGAGCAGCGAGAUUACAAGAAACAUGAAGAUCCAGCCGGUACGUAUUCUGGAAGUUCUGUCCCAAGCAGACCAUCAGGAACUAGACACAGAUGAGUUCAGAUGUUGGUGUCUUGCCACCAGUCUAAGUCUUCUGUCACAGUGUGUAGAGCUGUAUAAAGAACUAGCAAGCGCUAAAGAGAUUUUCACACCAGUGAGGGCAUCGUUGGACAGUGGACGUAUACCAUUCCAGAGAUAUCCUGAACAGAUACAGGAGCUGUAUGAAUCUUUGAGUACUGAGCUGAAGUCACUGGAUGAGAAACCCAAGAAAUGCUUACAGCGACAGAAGAAGAAACCAUUCACUCUUCACAUGUUUGAGCCCAAGAUUGAGGAAGAUUAUGAUCCAAUCCGUAAGAAGAGAAACAAUGAAGGAAGUGAGAAGAACGAGAAGCAGAGACUUUUACACAACUACAAACGAGAACUGAAGGGUGCCAUGAGAGAAAUCAGGAAAGAUACUCAGUUCUUAGCGAGGGAGAAGUUGAAAGAACAAAUUGAAAGAGAUACGGAGAGGAAAGAGAAGGUUAAGAGAAUUCAUCAACUGUUAGCGGGGCAGGAAGGCGACUAUCAAGCAACCAAGCGAGGGCGCAUCAACUUGAAACCUCAAUAAUUGUGUUUUAGGCUAACACUAUAAGGUGCGUGACUGGGGGCCAUGCUUAGAACGUUCUCCCCCCCCCCCAUGAGAGCAAUAAAAUGAACAAAUUGAUGGUUGGAUACAUUAAAAAGCCUCCCUUAACUGUGUAUUUGCCACUGCCCCCCCCC
Messenger RNA from Asterias rubens (European starfish), 2907 nucleotides. RefSeq names its product nucleolar protein 14-like. The transcript is spliced from 20 exons. The record is from RefSeq and is a predicted model, not a curated record. Bases 107 to 2755 code for a protein of 882 amino acids. Gene Ontology annotation, biological process: maturation of SSU-rRNA. NCBI's taxonomy places the organism in Eukaryota, Metazoa, Echinodermata, Asteroidea, Forcipulatida, Asteriidae. Gene Ontology annotation, cellular component: small-subunit processome; Noc4p-Nop14p complex; nucleolus.